Messenger RNA from Procambarus clarkii (red swamp crayfish), 2806 nucleotides. It is a transcript of the gene pAbp, whose product is annotated as poly(A) binding protein. NCBI's taxonomy places the organism in Eukaryota, Metazoa, Arthropoda, Malacostraca, Decapoda, Cambaridae. The record is from RefSeq and is a predicted model, not a curated record. Gene Ontology annotation, cellular component: nucleus; ribonucleoprotein complex; cytosol. Gene Ontology annotation, molecular function: mRNA 3'-UTR binding; poly(A) binding; poly(U) RNA binding.
CGCUUGGCCUACCCCUAUUUCAUUUAACGUAGGGUCUGUUCACGUGUGGUUGUGUGUCGCUAAUUUUAUUAGUAUCACACACCACUCGAUAAAAUCUUUGUCAAAAAACUAAAAAAAAUAACAAAAAAAAUAUAAAAUAACAAAAUCCCCCCAUAAAAAUUGCAAACGGUUUUAGAAACAGAAGUAUAAAAGAAGCAAGUUUGUGUUCGUGACAUUGUUGGUGUAACUUGGCUGCAAAAUGAAUCCCAGUGGCCCUAGCUAUCCUUUAGCCUCCCUUUAUGUUGGAGAUCUCCAUGCAGACUGCACAGAGGCCAUGCUUUUUGAGAAGUUCUCCUCUGCUGGCCCUGUGCUGUCUAUCCGUGUGUGCAGAGACAUGAUCACCCGUCGUUCCUUGGGCUAUGCAUAUGUCAACUUCCAACAACCGGCAGAUGCUGAGCGUGCACUGGACACGAUGAAUUUUGAUGUAAUGAAGGGUCGUCCCAUCCGUAUCAUGUGGUCACAGCGUGAUCCCUCGCUUCGAAAAUCUGGAGUUGGCAAUGUUUUCAUCAAAAAUCUAGACAAGUCAAUUGACAACAAAGCCAUGUAUGACACCUUUUCAGCCUUUGGCAAUAUUCUCAGUUGUAAGGUUGCUACUGAUGAGGCUGGAAAUUCCAAAGGCUAUGGUUUUGUUCAUUUUGAGACAGAGGAAGCAGCUAGAAAUGCCAUCCAAAAAGUCAAUGGUAUGUUGCUUAAUGGCAAGAAGGUUUAUGUAGGGAAGUUCAUCCCUAGGGCAGAACGUGAGAAGGAGUUAGGAGAGAAGGCUAAGCGUUUCACUAACGUGUACGUGAAGAACUUCGGAGAUGACCUAGACGAUGAAAAGCUGUACGAAGUUUUCUCGGCAUUUGGCAAGAUUACCAGUCAUAGAGUAAUGUGCAACGAGGAUGGCAAGUCAAAAGGUUUUGGCUUCGUUGCAUUUGAAGAACCUGAAGCUGCAGAAAAGGCAUGUGAUGAAUUCAAUGGCAAAGAAAUGAAUGGCAAACAGAUUUAUGUAGGAAGAGCCCAGAAGCGAGGGGAAAGACAAGCUGAAUUGAAAAAGAAAUUCGAGAUGAUGAAGAUUGAGCGCAUGAACAGAUACCAGGGUGUCAACCUUUAUAUCAAGAACCUGGAUGACACCAUUGAUGAUGAAAGGUUGCGCAAGGAAUUCUCCAACUAUGGUACAAUAACCAGUGCCAAGGUAAUGACUGAAGAUGGGCGUUCCAAGGGUUUUGGAUUCGUUUGCUUCUCCACCCCAGAGGAAGCAACACGUGCUGUUACAGAAAUGAACGGGAGAAUCUUAGUUAGUAAGCCCCUAUAUGUUGCCUUGGCACAACGUCGUGAAGAUCGUAAGGCACAUCUUGCUUCGCAGUACAUGCAACGUGUUGCUGGGAUGCGCAUGCAACAGAUGGGACAAAUGUUCCAACCUGGUGGCACUAGUUACUUCAUGCCAACCAUGCCUCAGGCUCAACGAUUCUAUACACCACAAAUGGCCCAAAUUAGAGCUACCCCACGCUGGCCUGCUCAACCUGCUGCACAGGUGCGAGCAGGUGCUCAGGCAACCACUGCUUUUCCCAUGCAGGCAGCACCCUUCAGGUCUGCUCCUCGUCAAGCGCAGCCAGGUCCCCGCAGUGUCCGUCCUAUGGCUGCUGCUGCUGCAGCUGCUCAACAGCAGCAAAUUCCAAACUUGCUUCAGGCAGCUAGGCCUGUUGCACCAAACGCUGGAGGAGUACCACCACCUAGUGCGCUCUCUAAUGCUGCAAGAGCUUCCAACUACAAAUACACCAACAACAUGCGUAAUCCUCCUACAGUUUCAGGUGGUGGGCCAGCUGCUGCUGCCGCUGUGGCUCCCGUUACCCAACCUGCUGUCCAUAUUCAAGGCCAGGAGCCACUUACACCAUCAAUGUUGGCUUCUGCCAUGCCCCAGGAGCAGAAACAGAUGCUUGGGGAGCGUUUGUUCCCACUUAUUCGUGAAAUUUACCCUGAACUUGCAGGAAAGAUUACAGGCAUGUUGCUGGAAAUUGAUAAUUCUGAUCUCCUUCAUAUGCUGGAGGAUCGCAAUUCUCUCAAAGCCAAGGUUGAAGAAGCAGUGGCAGUGUUGCAGGCUCACCAAGCUAAGCAACAAGUCGUAGCUGUGGCUGUAGCAGCCCAGAAGAAAGAAGACAUGUAAAUUUCAUCAUGCAGUCCCUACCAUCAAACAUUUUUGCUGCAGUACUUUGCUUGAUUUAGUUUUCGACUUGUGCCCUGUCAUUGGAGUUUUAAUUUUAUUUUCAAUUUUUUAAAGGUCUAUUGGUUAUAGUAAAGGCCAUUAGUUAUUGUUUGCACGCUGUUUUGACUCCAAUAGAUAUGGCAUAAUUGUUUAGGUUCGACCACAACCACGUGAACAGUCUGUCAAGUAGGUGUUAAAUAUAAACAAAAAAUCUAAAAAAAAAUCGUAAAAUAAACCAAAAAAAUCUAAGACAAGUAACCUACUAUAACUGAAGAUGCUUAUAAUGUAACCUUUCUGUUCAUUAUAAUGCACUUCAACAAGGCAGGUCAGAACAAUGUCAACCAAGAGUGAAUAGCAAGGAAGCCGGUUUUAGUUGAUCAGUUCCGACAUGCCAGUUUUUAGUCUAAAAACAAAUGGUAAACAAAAUGUAAAACCUUUAUAUAAAAACUGAAAAUGCCCUAACAACGGGCGAAAAAUCCCAUAACAGUACCAUCUAUAAAAUACUAAAAAAACUUUGUAACAGUGUGCUAAGGAAACUUUUAAAUGGAAAUUGGCAACAAAUAAACUUCUGUUUCUAUAACCUUA